AUGGAUGUGCCAGGCGAGCAGCACGUGAAAGUAUGUAUAGAUGAGUUAAGCGCUGUGGCGACUGCGUGGUUGGCCAAGAACCCCAAGCAAUUGGAGCUUAAUGCAGCUCUCAAAGACUUCCAGGGCCUUUAUGAGUUGGCGCCCCAGAAUCCUGGCAACUUAGCGACAGAUGGGCGCAAGCGGUUCGCACGCCUGCAGCCCCUUGCGAGCUUUGUUGCGAGCCUGAAAGGAUUUCUGCAUGAUUCUUUGAUACCGACUGCCAAGUCUUGCGUGCGUAAAGUGUCUCGGGUGGUCUCGCCUUAUUUUGGAGGUGUGCCGCUGCACGAUCAUAGCGAGUCGCUGCCUAGUUUGGUGAGUGAUUCAUUAACAUUCGCAAUUCUCAACCCUGGAAGAAUUGGGCUCUCCACCGUUGCCGGUGAAGACAUUUUGUGGUGGCGUUUGUUUCAUAUCUGUUCUGUGUUGGUAGAGCGAAAUAUCCAGAUUUGUGUUUUGCCGGGGGCGAGAUGGCCACCUGGUAGCACACUGCCACCUGGAAUUCCCUUCAAGUGGCUGGGCGUGCAAACGUCUUCCUGGGGAGCAGUUGGGGUCCUGGUGGCCACUGAGUUGGACACGGAAGUCUCAUGUAUUGAACAGUUGGGGUCCUCAGUGAUUUUGUGGUUACUAGUCCGCGGUAGUGACCGCAAACAGGGGCCAGCUGUCAUUCUGGGAGCGAUCUACCCCAAGCCAGGAGGCGACCUGGAAACAUGGCAGCAGAUCUUGGAUGAAUACCAGCAUCUAAAGACGUGCUACCCAGGCACUCGUAUCUUGAUCGCAGGGGAUGCCAACAUACACCUAGAGACGGUGGUCUCUCACCAGGCAGAGUGUCGUUGUGUACACUGCCGCCAGAGCUCCGUGGACAGAGAAAUUGAAAGACGAAUUAUUGCCGUGGGCCUCGUCUGUUACAACCCGCCUAAGCCCACGCAUGUAAGCGGCACAACUAUUGAUCUGGUGCUCGGGGCAGGUGAUGCGAAUGUCCCGGUCGAAAUUAUCGAGGAAUCUGUGGGUUUGUCGGAUCAUUUUUUGGUUAUUGCCAAGUGCCCUGCAAGGCUCCAGGCUUCGUUUCCUACAUCUGUGGGCCGAGUCAUGUGGGCACUAUCGUCCGAGUGGGAUACCGUUUGUGAAGAUGUUAGCUCGGCUUUUGCUUUGGCUGUCUGCGUCAUAUCUGAAGCCCAGAAUGAGAUUGAAGAGUUUGGCCAUAACAUGCCGAUCAAACGCAAGCGCGCCGUUUUGGAUGCGGGAGCUUGGAUUCGCGAAGUUUUCAUUUGUAUCCUUGGCCAUUGCGCAGGCUUAGUGUACGCCAGGAAAGGAGCCCAGAAAGAGCAACCUUGGACGGCAAGUUUCCCACAGGUUCAAAAUUUCGCUUCUUACGAUGAUUAUAAGCAUGCUGUUGCUGAAUUUGAUGCAGCCACGAAACGACGAUGUGUCAACAAGUUCUUGUCACUGCUGGCGUCCAACCCCAAUGAAAGCAAAAGGUUCCUUUCUUCCUGGUUUAAGAAGCCCAACGAUUUUCAUAUCCAUCUUACAGAUGAGGACUCCGACCAGUUGCUCAGUACACAGGAGGCUUUGCUGGAAAUACAGCAGGAUUUGAUCGAUAGAGCAGACAACGAUUUCCCACAGGAUCCUGGGUCGGCACAGGCGCUACGCGACACCGUGGUUUCCAUUCGCCGGCUUGGUGCACCCGCCCAGGGCAUUCCCGGCAUCAUGGUUGUCCCGACAGUCAACACUGCCACAAACACCGCACUGUAUAGUUGGUCUGAGUUUGAAACUGUUUUGGCUAACAUCAAAGUCAAGAAGCAAAGCGCAUAUGGACCAUUGGCAGCAGUGAAAGCUGCUGCUCCCGCCGCUCGUGCAUUGACCUUCGCUUUAGUCAACCUGGCAAGGGUUUGCGAGCUGACUUCUUCCCUCUGGUAUGCCAGGCGUAUUACGCCUUUGCGUAAGAAGGGACCUAAAGUGGUUAGGAAGACCGUAAACCUUCGGCCUAUCAGCAUCGCUUCGGAUAUCGCGACUGUCCAAGACGCUUUGUGGCUAGGUCGGUGCCAACCAGUGUUGGAAAAUUUCACUGGCUGCAAUCAAGUUGGUGGUAAGUUUGACACAAUGUCUGUGGUGUUGGCAGUUGUGCUUCAUGUCCAGAUCAGGCACAUGCAAGACCUGAAGACAUACCUGCUUUUUGCAGACCUGCAGGCUGCAUAUGAUACAGCUGGCCACGAUGCCCUAUUGGCGGCUUCCUAUUGCGCGGGAGUUGUAGGUGUUGAAUGGAAUUUGCUCUGGGAUUUUAUUCACAUGGAUUCUGCUACGGUGUCUCUCAGCGGGCUGAUCUCUGAUGCUGUCAAGUUUCGUGCUGGUAUCCCGCAGGGUAAGCGCUUCGCUGUACAUGUUUUCACUGCACUCAUGAAUCUUCUUCGCGAAGUGUUGACGUCGUUUUGCGUCCCUGCCAUGACUAUCCUGCCCCCAUAUGCAGCAGAAGCAGUGUCGGGCCUUUGGACGGGCCUCACACCAGUCCCCGAGAUCUGCAGAUUGAGCCCUUGCUAUUCUGCGCCUCAAGUUGUUUUGAGAUUGCGCUCGCUCCGCGAUGAGGGUGUUGACCUCGUGUUCUGCAGAAGAGUAGCCAUUCAUGAAAUUGCUCGCCUUCGUGAUGUCAGUGAGCGCCAGCAUGUGGUGGAGCUCCUUGGUCACUCCCCACUGGGGGCCCUACUGUUUGUGGAUGAUGUGGUUGCUUCUUUUGCGUCUGAAGUUACUGUCUGCCAUGCAGCUACGGAGGGUUUGCAGGCCUACGCUACUGCUAUUAAAGCUCAGUUCAAUAUGGGGCCUACGAAGACUGCUAUCAUGCCGUGCUUCAGUGCCCCAGAUGUGCCGCUUCGCAGCAUUAUGUGUGAGAACUACAAGCUGUUAGGAGUCCAAUUGGAAAGAGAUUUUUCCUUCAAAGCCAGGGCCGAUUUCAUAUGUCGCGCCGGGUAG
Messenger RNA from Symbiodinium sp. CCMP2592, 2994 nucleotides. The record is from the annotation of a GenBank genome assembly. NCBI's taxonomy places the organism in Eukaryota, Dinophyceae, Suessiales, Symbiodiniaceae.